Coccomyxa subellipsoidea C-169 is the source of this 927-nucleotide messenger RNA. RefSeq lists its product as hypothetical. The record is from RefSeq and is a predicted model, not a curated record. The transcript is spliced from 6 exons. Bases 1 to 927 code for a protein of 308 amino acids. NCBI's taxonomy places the organism in Eukaryota, Viridiplantae, Chlorophyta, Trebouxiophyceae, Coccomyxaceae.
AUGGUGGCAAGGCCCAGGAACCACAGCGAGCAGGCCGCACUGCUGAGGAAUCUCAUAGACGAGGCAAGCGAGCUGCCGCCCAUUCCGCUGUCGCCUGCAUACCAGCGGCGCUGGGCUCUCGAGUUUGAGGGCCAGUCCCUCAAGACGUACCGGAGGAUGCCCGACAGCAGCUUGCAGAGCGCGAUGCAGUCUAGUGCCGCGCUGCAGAGGCAGCUGCAGUCCACACAGGCCUUCUGUGUGCUCCCUUGGCUCGUCAUGGCACCUGGGCAGCUAGAUCUCAGCUCGUCGGGGGCCAUCGAUGGGGCAGCUGCUGCUGCUGCUGAACCAUUGGCCCUGGCGCGCUCAGCAGCCGCGUUGCAACGCCUUACCGCUGCACAGACGAAGCUGUCGACUGUCCUGACAGCUUGGCUGCACUGGUAUGGCCGCCUGGACCUGGAGACAGCCAUCCAGAUGGGUAGUGGCUUGCAGGAGGCGCAGAAGGCGCUGGGGUGCGCGCCGGACGCGAGCACGGUGGCGGCAGCAUCCAAGCUGCUGCUGGACCGGUUGUGUGAGCGGCGGCAGCGCGUGCGGCUGACGUGGCCGUAUGGCGGCUACAGCAUGGAGGUGGCGGGGGACGUUGUGGGUGGCUGGCAUGUGCGCACGCCCCUGCGCCAGUGCCCCAACCAGGCCGGCUCCUCCAUCGAGAUCGCGGGCUUGGAGCCGGGUCCGUACCGCUACAAGUUCAUUGUGGACGGCAUGUGGGUGGUCGACAUGGCGCUGCCUGCCGAGUGCGACUCGGAGGGGAACACCAACAACGUGGUCCAUGUUCCGGACUGCUCCCCCGCGUCCCUCGCCCCGGCCCAGGCCUUGAGCCACGUCAGGCUGGAGGCUGCGCGCAUGGCACUCGCCACCAAGCUCGGCAUUGGUCUCAACGACAGGCGGCAAUGA